GGGGUCAAACGCCGGGAAUAAAAAAUCGCGUUUCCUCCGCGCUGCUCGUCGGGAGAGCGGCUUUUCGUGGUGGCGCGGGGCCGCACACAAGAGGUGACAGUACUCUGGCUGGGGAGCAGCAUCUUCACCGUUAAAAAUGGCACACAGGGAACGAGAUGGCGAAGAGAAGAUCUAUGGUGGCUGUGAAGGUCCAGAUGCUAUGUACGUGAAGCUGGUUUCUUCUGACGGCCACGAGUUCAUUGUGAAGAGAGAUCACGCACUAACUUCCGGCACAAUUAAAGCCAUGCUGAGUGGCCCUGGCCAGUUCGCAGAGAACGAAACAAACGAGGUGAACUUCCGCGAGAUCCCCUCGCACGUCCUCUCCAAAGUAUGCAUGUAUUUCACUUACAAGGUGCGCUACACAAACAGCUCGACGGAGAUACCCGAGUUCCCCAUCGCUCCCGAGAUCGCUCUGGAGCUGCUGAUGGCCGCCAACUUCUUGGAUUGCUAGACGCGCUUUGACCCGCACGGGGCGCUGUCCGUCGCUCCAUCGCUACGGCGCCGGUUUAAUUUUUUGUUGUGUUUACCACAGGAUUGUUUUUCACUGCAGUAUUUAACCUCCACACUGGGUUUUUGUUUGUAUCUGUUAUUAAUCUGGCAGUGGCAGCGUGGAAUUGAGCUGCGUAUAUAAUACAGUUGUUGUGAAAACCAAACUUUGAAAUGUCUUCUCCUGGCACAUUUCAGCACUGUAGUUACUCGGGUAACAUACGACACAUUUAAUGUCAUUUUAAAACAUUUAGCAUCGCAAGUAAUGUCACGUGCAUUUGAGUUUAUCAGUUUAGGAGAUGGCUGUUGAUUUUUUUCAGUCAUGGUAGGAGUGGCACAGAAUGUUAUUUAUAAUAGAUUGAAAUAUAUAUUAAAAUGUAAAAAAACAUUGCGUGUGGGUGUAGCUAUGAAAAUUUCAAAGUUUGGUGAUAAGAACAACUGUUUUUAUUUAGUUUUGCCUUCAGUCAAGCAAUAGUUAUCUCCUGAAAGGAACUGAUUUAAUUUUUAGUUUCAGUGGUUAAAGAGUUUUCUUUAGGUCAUUGUUGAUUUUUUUUCCACUAGGUCGUUGAAGCUCAUUGUUUUAUAAUCGCUUUGUAAUUCUGGAGUCAAUGUGUACACAACAAAGUCCCCCGCUUUGCCUAGUUUAAAAUUACUGAGGAAUGCAUGAACGUGUAACAACUGGACGCGAUCGCCUCACUGACCCUGCUAAUAAAAGCACUCGGUUAAAAUUUGUGACAGAUCCCCUUUCCCGCUGCACGCCAGAUGGGCACGCGCAUCUCGUGUUUGCCUGAGACCGCAACCGAAUUUGAUAUAGGCACUUGUAUGCACCCAAAGAAAUCCUCUGGAUUUCUGAGAAAUCCUGAUGCUUUGGUAUGUUUUUGGGAAAAGUCUUGUGGGAAGAAACCUGAGCACCCAGAGACAAUCCUCCCAAUAUGAAGGGAUCAGGUCAAAUGUCAGUUAUCUCACAUGAAAUGGGUGUUGGCAGCGCGCUCAUGUUGUGUACACGCCUGAGCCGGUGGUGAACAUUUUGCAUGUCUAUGGUGAGGGGGGAAAUAUAUCCGUGAAAGAAAAGGGGUAACGUUCUGAUGCCUGUUGGGUACCACUUUGUUUCCCACUUUUCCCUGUAGGUGGAAGUCUUGUGCACAUAAUUGCCAAUGACCUAUCCACCAAGCCUGUCUCAUAUUAAAGUGCUGCAUUAUAGGAACAUUUCACAUCCAACAUUGCCAAAGUGUGCAAAUAGGAAGGGCCUAUGUAUAUUUGGCAGACUUUAUUGGGAACAAGUCUGGCAAUGCCCAAACAUGCAUCUCAAUGUAAAUUGCAGUUUUCUGAUACUGCAUUGGCAGUAGGGCAUAUACACACAUGCAUCAAUAACACUUCCCGGAAGCAGAAAAGUUCUAAAAAGUUGACAUUUUGAGCAAUGAUCCUUUUCUGCUGUGAAGAAGGGAGCAUUCCCCAAAACGGCAUAUGUUGUAUAAUUUUUCCUCUUUCGGUGAGUGCUAUUGAGGAAUUUUAAUGUAAUGUGCUUUUUGCGCAUCAUAAAAGCAGUCUUGUUCCCGGAUUGCACCACAGGAAUGAGAGUGAAUUAAAAUGUGCGCAACAAGGGUCAAAGCGA
Molecule: messenger RNA, 2137 nt
Organism: Lethenteron reissneri (Far Eastern brook lamprey)
Lineage: Eukaryota; Metazoa; Chordata; Hyperoartia; Petromyzontiformes; Petromyzontidae
Gene: ELOC
Product: elongin C
Biological process (GO): ubiquitin-dependent protein catabolic process
Source: RefSeq, a predicted model, not a curated record